Papilio polytes (common Mormon) is the source of this 1061-nucleotide messenger RNA. RefSeq names its product calmodulin-2-like. The record is from RefSeq and is a predicted model, not a curated record. The transcript is spliced from 3 exons. NCBI's taxonomy places the organism in Eukaryota, Metazoa, Arthropoda, Insecta, Lepidoptera, Papilionidae. The coding region runs from base 219 to 989 and encodes 256 amino acids.
GUUCACGUUUUUGAUUGAAAGUAUAAUGAUAGUGGAUGAUUUCGUACGCUUUACGAACUUACAGACCAAUUCGUAGGCUUUUAUUGUCCCUUCCGCGCAAUAAUUUCGCAAUCGCAUUCAACAAAUGAGACGUUAUGGUGCGAACAAUCGAAUUAAAGAGCGGUGCAGAUCGAAAACACCGCUAUUUUAGUUAGGCACGCAAUAACGUUUGCUUGUAGAUGUACCAGAGUCCUUUUUACGGUGGUCUCAGUACAAUUGGUAAAGAACAAAAGAAGGAACCACCAAAAUUAGUAAUGGGCCCUCCUCCAAAGCCGAAAAAAAUACCCCCUCCUCCAGCUUGUUUUUCUCCAGAGGAUUUAGCAAGAUUUAAGGAAGUUUUCAAAGCGCAUGAUGAAGAUAAUAUUGAUAAGGUAAAGUUGCCAGAAAUCCCGAUAAUGUUAAGGAAACUUGGAUUUAAUCCGAAAGGCGCGGAAAUCAAAUUUCUGUACGAGAAAUUUCUAGAAGACGAGUUCGUGGAUACGGUCGAGUAUUUCGAGUGGCUUUUCAUGAUAGAAGCUAAAAUUAAUAUGGGUGAUGAUUUUGAAUUAGCAGUCACCAAAGCCAUGGCAACUAUAGGACACGAUGAUGAAGAGACUGGUUUUACAGAUUUAAAUUUACUAAAAGAGGAACUAAUGGUUUGGGGUGAACCUUUGCUUGAAAUUGAAUUUGUCGACUUUAUAAAAGUGGCGACGAAAAAUAAAACAUUCACUCCGUUAGAUGGUAAAUUUAAUUAUGUUAAAUUUAUCGAGCUUAUGAACAAUGCUGAUCAGAAAUUCUUUAAAGAACCAAUAAACUUCUUUAAAUUAGACCAAAAGACGUUAGCGGCAAUGGCAAUACAGAAGGCUCAAGAAGAGAAGGAGGAAGAGGAGAGGAAGGAGGCUGAGAGGCUCGCUAAAGAAGAAGCCAAGAGGCAAAAAUUAAUACAGCAAGGGCUUUUACCAGCUGAUUAAAUGUAAUUCUUUUUUUUAAUGCACUACACUUUUUUUAUCUAAAUGAUCAGUGCAAAAAACGCUAUUUUAAUA